AAGCACUCACUGCGGUGCUGCGCUGCGUCUGCAGAGGACAAGGAAGACUCCUCUGCAGGGCUGACAUCUGCCAAAAUGAGCGGCCUGGAUGAGGGCAACGAGCUCCCUCUCGCUAACACCACGACCCCCGCCCAUGCCCCGGGAGAUCUGGAUCUGAAGCAGAACCAGGAGCUCCGCGAGGAAACCGACGCCGCGCGGGCGAUGGAGGCUGCAGGUGAGGCCGGUGCAGAGGGAGGCGCGCCCUCGGAUUCCGAGCCCUGCGGCCCUGCGCUUUGCCUUGCCGCGGCUGAGAAUCCCGGUGCUGCAGCGGCAGCCGGAGAGGGGCUGGUGGAUGCUCCGUCUCCAUCAAAGGGCGGGGACGCAGCCUCAGCCCCUGUGGCAGCCCACGACAGCAAUGAAAAUGGCUGUCAGCCUGGAGAGCCGCGCAGCCCUGCUGGGCCGAAAGCUCCAGAAGCCUGUGGUGCGGUGGGCCUGGGGUCUCAGAUGAUCCCCGGGGCAAAGAAGACCAAGGAAAUGACGGCGACCAAGUGCGCCAUCUCUGCAGCCGCGGGGAAGGAGGGGGAAGCGGGGGCGGCGAUGCAGGAAAAGAAGGGAGCACAGAAGGAGAAAAAGGUAGCUGGAGGAGGAAAGGAGGAGAAUCGUCCCAGGGCCCCGAAGAUCAAUUGCAUGGACUCGCUGGAGGCCAUCGAUCAAGAGCUGUCAAACGUAAAUGCGCAGGCCGACAGGGCCUUCCUCCAGCUGGAGCGCAAAUUUGGGCGGAUGAGAAGGCUCCACAUGCAGCGCAGAAGUUUCAUCAUCCAAAACAUCCCAGGUUUCUGGGUCACCGCUUUUCGGAACCACCCUCAGCUGUCACCAAUGAUCAGUGGCCAAGAUGAAGACAUGAUGAGGUACAUGAUCAAUUUGGAGGUGGAGGAGCUUAAGCACCCAAGAGCAGGCUGCAAAUUCAAGUUCAUCUUUCAAAGCAACCCCUACUUCCGAAAUGAGGGGCUGGUCAAGGAAUAUGAGCGCAGAUCCUCUGGUCGAGUGGUGUCGCUCUCCACUCCAAUCCGCUGGCACCGGGGCCAAGAACCCCAGGCCCAUAUCCACAGGAAUCGGGAGGGGAACACGAUUCCCAGUUUCUUCAAUUGGUUCUCAGAUCACAGCCUCCUAGAAUUCGACAGAAUAGCUGAAAUUAUCAAGGGGGAGCUGUGGUCCAACCCCCUACAAUACUAUCUGAUGGGCGAUGGGCCACGCAGAGGAGUUCGCGUCCCACCAAGACAGCCAGUGGAGAGCCCCAGGUCCUUCAGGUUCCAGUCUGGCUAAGCUCUGUCCUUUCGAGAAGCUUCUGCAGGAGAGUCCCACCACCUCCUCGGCUCGGCCAGCAGCAUGCAGCCUUCUGUCUGCUUCCUCUUCCUGUUGGAUUGUGUCCUUUGGUUCUUCUAAGUCUCCAGUAGUUUCAAGAAGAUUGUGGCUUCCAAGUCUCUGCUCUUCUUUCUCUAGGCCAUCACGAUGUCCUGCAUAGUGUUCAUGGUGUUCCAAGUGCAUGGCCUCCAAACUGCUUCUCUGCCAAGCUCACAGUGCUGUAGUUUGUACUGCCUUCCUUUGCAUGGCUUGGUCCCUGUCUGUGAUCAUGGUCGUCUUCUAGUUUUUUAAAGUGGUUCCCUACCACAGGAAAGCUCGACACAUCCUUAACCAAGAACUUGCCAGGUUUCAUACUUUCUGCUGCGUCCCUGAUAUCUCUACGUACUGUGAUGAACUGUGACGUUGACCACUGCAAGAUGGAACUGUAUCCCAACCCAGCAAUCAGCCCAACAGGACAUUCCAACUGAUCCUAGCUGUCUUCCUGGGCCUUUGCUAUUUAUUUAUCCUGCUUGUUACGGGUAUAACAAGCAGGUGGCUGGUGGGUUUGACUACUAGGUAUGAGAGAAGUAACAGGUGAGGAGUGUUUUAUGUUACCACAUUGGUCUUGUACCUUUGGUUACUGUGCACCGUGAUCAGCUACUGGUGAGUAUGGAGGCCUGUGCAAUUGCCCACUAGUUCUCUCCUGGUUGAGCUUUGCCCAGGCCAACACUGUUCCUCAGGAACUAUCUAAGGACCUAAGCUCCUAGGCAGCCCACAGGACCCCUUUACUGUACCAUUCAUUACCCAUGACGCUGUUCACUAUUGGGCAUGAUAUGUAGUCCCAUGUGGCAGUGCCCAAGGCAUAGAUAGCUUGAAUGGCUCCCUUCUAGCAUUAGUUCUGAGCCCCAGCCAACAAAUGACUCCGAAGGUAACCCCCUUCUUCCUGUGUCCACACCCACUCUGAUUAAGUAAGUCAAAGCUGCACAGGUUGGGGCAGUUAGAAAUCGUUUGUGGCACACAGGGUUUGCUGUGUCUUUCUCCCGCUGACUCUUCUCUUUUUUCUUCCCCUGUUCCUUUCUCUUUGAAGCAGUUACAGCCCAGAGACAGAAAAACAAAAAAGGCAGAAAGGUUGUUUUUUUUUUUUCCUUAACACCCCCCCCCCCCAACCCCCGUUGUGUACAGGCAGGGAAAAGGUACUGUCAAGUAGACUCCAAUUCUCUUGCUGCCCUCACUCUAUCACCCUUCCCUUGGCAACGUCUGAAAAUUCCAAGGGAGACCACCUCCACUCUUGCCUCCUCCUCCUCCAUUCUACCAGAGGCUGUGUAUUUCUUAAGCUCUCGUUUGAGAAGCCUGGAGAAGAGGAAGAAGCAGCCGGAGGACAGACUGCAGCCCCUGAGCGGGAUGUGAAUGAAUGCAACUAACACGGCACCCAGGUCCCACGUUUCUAAAGACACAGCGGGGCAUUUUCGGGCCUCGGCCUGUAGAAUGACCAGAGAGCAGCAAUGUGCGUCAUCCCUGUUGUCUGCCUGGCCGUGGCCCUUACUCAUCAGCUUUUGAAUUUCUCUCCUUGUCUCCAUCCUAACAAAGGAGGAAGAGGGCUGUAGAGUGCAUUGUGGGAGACUCCAGGCAUCUCCUGAGGGAUGGGGGAUGUGGAGUCUGGAUUUGCCGGAUCUGCUCCUGUGGGUAGGCAGCGGUGCUGAGCCUGCAGUGGUAACCCUCGCCCAUUCCCUUUCUGACUUAAAAGGAUUUGUCUAAGGCUCCUCCAGAGCUCAGGAGGUCUGGAUACCUUCAGUGGAGGCUGGGAAUUUAAGAGGACUGGAGGGAAAGGGUGGCCCAUUGCAGAGUGAGUUCUUCUAGGCCUGCUGUGAUGAUUGACGUCUUGCAGGAGCCGGGUUGCGGGGAGGGGUCCCUGAGGCAUGUUCCCGUGCAGAAUGCGGAGAUCAGGUGGGUUGGGAUUUAAAGGGGAUGCUUGGAGGAUUUUCCUAUAGUUUUUUCCUAAUUCUCAACUUCACCACUAGAUCUUUUGUAAACAGAUGUAAGUCUGGGUGUUUUUUCUUCAGAUUCGAGGAGUGACCUUUGUCUGUGGGAGAUCAACGGUGUGCACUCCUUAUCCCACUGUGCUUGACCAAACCCUAUUAUUCCCUGUCAGCUGACUGGCAGAAUUGAUGUUUACAAGCCUGCCUCUUGCUUCUAACUGAGACCAAGUGCAAACAUUUGAAUUUCUGUCCUUUGCAGUAUGAAGACUUCCGUGACUAUUCACUACUAGAUUAACUUAUUCUGGUGUCUGUUCAUAUACAGCUGUAUUCUUAGAAACACAAUCCGCACAAUGUGAUCUUUACAGUCUGAAGACUUUGUAAACCGUUGCUAUGUCUUGUACAAGUGGUUUUCAAAAGGAAAAACGUAACUCGUCUUACUGAUACUUCUUGCUGUAGUGAUACUUGACAUGUUCUUAACCAGUGUGGGGACUAGAAUUGCUAUCACACUAAAUGAGAAUCUUAGUCCUUUGUCUUCUCCUGUGUGCUUGAAGGAAAAAUGUUACUGUUAUGUUUCUUGUCUUCACCAAAAAGAAAUAAAUGAAUAAAAAUGAAUAAAAAGCUC
This is a messenger RNA of Peromyscus eremicus (cactus mouse), 3918 nucleotides long. RefSeq names its product TSPY like 4 (gene Tspyl4). The record is from RefSeq and is a predicted model, not a curated record. The transcript has a single exon. Gene Ontology annotation, molecular function: chromatin binding; histone binding. Bases 76 to 1302 code for a protein of 408 amino acids. NCBI's taxonomy places the organism in Eukaryota, Metazoa, Chordata, Mammalia, Rodentia, Cricetidae. Gene Ontology annotation, cellular component: nucleus; chromatin. Gene Ontology annotation, biological process: nucleosome assembly.